AUGGCGAUACGAGGCCCCAGGCCUCCAUGGAACUACCUCCUAGCAGCCUGCGUCGCCAUAAUCCUGCUAUUCGUCCUCGUGAGAAACCACGACACCGUCGGCAAGCAAUUUCGGCAACAUCAAGAUUGGAGCCUCAUCCCUCCACUACAGAAAACAACUGCCAAGAAUGCCUACGCUACUUUCCUCGCCAACUGGCCCGAGGAACACCUCGACGACGAGAUGAACGACGACGCAUACUUUGUCGCCGCGAGACUCCUGGCGUACCAACUCCUCCACGCGCCCGAGACGCGAUCGGUCGGCGGAUACCCCCUCGUGGUCCUCGUCAACGCGCACGUGUCCGCGGAAAAGAGAGAGCGUCUUGCGAAAGACGGUGCCGUCGUCUGGGAGCCCGAGCCGGUCGAUGGGAAAUGGUGAGAAAAGCAUCCAUUCCACACAAACAAAAAUCUUCAUUCGCCAGCUAAGAAAUUUCAUGUUGCUCGCUCGCCCAGGAUCCACAACGCUCACGUCGGCACCUGGGAAUACGUAAUGACCAAACUCCGCAUCUGGGAACUCACGCAAUUCGACAAAAUCUGCUUCCUCGACGCCGAUACCAUCCUCUUCCAACCCCUCGACGGCGUCUUCGACGACCCGGCCGCGCAAUUCCAGACCCCUACCGUGGGAAACGACACUCUCCUCCCUCCCUCGUACAUCAUGGCCGGCACACCCGAGCUGAAAUCCCCCCACCACCACUGGCCGCCCCUCCCCAACGAAACACACGCGCACUACAUGAACGCAGGCUUCUUCGUCACGCAGCCCUCCCUCCAACUCCUGCAGCACUACCUCAGCUUCACGGCCACCCCGCACGUCUUCUCCCCGGACAUGCCGGAGCAAAACCUCCUCAACCACGUUCAUGGCCAAGAAGGACGCAUGCCCUGGAAGGCGCUCGACGCGCGUUGGAAUACGCAUAGUGCUUCUGUCGCGGAUUGGAGGGGUGGGGUGGUGAGUAUGCAUACGCAUUAUUGGGAUGGGAUGAUGACGAUGACGGAGGAUGGGGAUGGGGAGGAUGGGGAUGGUGGUGGGUGGGAGAUGAAGAGGGUCUUUUGGAGUUGGAGAGGGAGGAUGGAGGGGUUUUGGGAGGGGAUGGAGGGGACGGGGGGAUGGAGGUGA
Lecanosticta acicola is the source of this 1146-nucleotide messenger RNA. The record is from the annotation of a GenBank genome assembly. NCBI's taxonomy places the organism in Eukaryota, Fungi, Ascomycota, Dothideomycetes, Mycosphaerellales, Mycosphaerellaceae.